AUGAGUUCAUUGGAUGCGACUAGGGCCGAACUUGGCCUUCUUGUUUUGUAUUUGAACAAAGCUGAGGCAAGGGACAAGAUAUGCAGAGCAAUACAAUAUGGUUCUAAAUUUUUGAGUAACGGUGAACCUGGUAAAGCGCAGAAUGUAGACAAAACAACCAGCUUAGCACGAAAAGUUUUUCGUCUAUUUAAGUUUGUCAACGACCUGCAUGCUCUGAUAAGUCCAACACCACAGGGUACACCUCUCCCUCUAAUUCUGUUGGGAAAGUCCAAGAAUGCAUUACUGUCCACUUUCUUGUUUCUCGAUCAAUUUGUGUGGCUUGGUAGAACCGGUAUCGUUGAGAACAAAGAACGUACCGAACUACUCGGCCGGAUUUCUCUUUUCUGUUGGAUGGCUUCCUCAGUGUGUACCACCUUGGUUGAGCUCGGGGAGCUUGGAAGACUCUCUGGAUCCAUGAAGAAGUUAGAAAAAGAAAUCAAGAACAGUAAUAAAUAUGAUAACGAGCAAUACCAGGCCAAGCUAAAGAAGUCAAACGAGAGGACUCUAGCACUUAUCAAAGCAGGCAUUGAUGUAGUGGUAGCUGCUGGACUACUUCAGUUGGCACCUCAGAAAAUCACUCCCCGUGUUACCGGAGCAUUUGGAUUCGCGUCGUCUCUUAUAUCUUGCUAUCAGUUGCUUCCUCCGGCAUCUGCCAAGUCAAAAACAUUGUGA
Messenger RNA from Lathyrus sativus (Indian pea), 711 nucleotides. The record is from the annotation of a GenBank genome assembly. Lineage: Eukaryota; Viridiplantae; Streptophyta; Magnoliopsida; Fabales; Fabaceae.